Molecule: messenger RNA, 1371 nt
Organism: Penicillium lagena
Lineage: Eukaryota; Fungi; Ascomycota; Eurotiomycetes; Eurotiales; Aspergillaceae
Exons: 9
Coding region: 1-1371 (456 amino acids)
Biological process (GO): amino acid transmembrane transport
Cellular component (GO): vacuolar membrane
Molecular function (GO): amino acid transmembrane transporter activity
Source: RefSeq, a predicted model, not a curated record
AUGAUCCUUGAGGGAGUUACUCCGCAGGCCGAUCCGGUCGACUCCAGUUCCGAGUACAAGGAGAAGUCUCUUGAGGAGAAGCAGGACUUCAAUCCUCAAUAUGUUGAUGCAUUCGGCAAUGAAGAGAAUGCAGAGGUCAAGUACAAGACUAUGGAGUGGUGGCAAACUGGAAUGUUCAUGAUUGCUGAAUCUGUGUCGCUGGGAGUCUUGUCGUUGCCCGCCACUCUGGCGGAGUUGGGUCUCGUCCCCGCUAUUAUUCUCAUUAUUGGGCUGGGAAUCCUUGCCACGUAUACCGGCUACGUUAUCGGCCAGUUUCAUCAAGCUUAUCCUCACAUUCAGAACCUGGCAGAUGCUGGUGAAAUUCUGAUGGGUACCUUUGGACGCGAGCUCUUCGGUUUCGGCCAGAUUUUGUUCUCGAUUUUCAUCAUGGGAAGCCACAUUCUCACCUUUAGUGUCAUGAUGAACACUAUCACCGAGCAUGGCACCUGCACGAUGGUCUUUACCACGGUUGGAUUUGUCAUCUGUCUGGCCUGCUCUCUCCCUCGGACUAUGAAGAACAUGACCUACAUCUCUUGUACAUCAUUCGUCAGUAUUUUGACUGCCGUCAUUAUUACCAUGAUUGGCGUCGGUGUCCAGGAUCACGGAUACACGACUCUUCAAGCCACUAUCGACACCAGUCUGUUCAAGGCUUUCAGUGCCGUUACCAAUAUUGUCUUUGCGUACUGCGCCCAUGUGGCCUUCUUCGGUCUUCUGGCGGAAAUGAGGGAACCGAGAGACUUCCCUAAGGCUCUGGCAAUGUUGCAGAUCUUUGAAAUUGUGUUCUAUACAGUUGCCGCUGUGGUGAUUUACUACUAUGCUGGUCAGGCUGUGCAAUCUCCUGCUUUGGGAUCUGCUGGUCCAGUCCUCGCCAAGGUGGCCUAUGGAAUUGCCAUUCCCACGAUUGUUGGAGCUGGUGUUGUCAACGGCCACAUUGGUCUCAAGUACAUCUAUGUCCGGAUCUUCCGUGGCACUGACCGCAUGCACAAGCGUGAUUUCGUUGCUAUUGGCUCUUGGAUUGCUAUCGGUGUGACCUGCUGGGUUAUCGCCUGGAUCAUUGCCGAUGCCAUUCCUGUCUUCAGCGAUCUCCUCAGUCUGAUUAGCUCUCUCUUCGCGAGUUGGUUUAGCUACGGUCUUGGUGGCGUUUAUUGGCUGCACAUCAACUGGGGUCGGUGGUUCUCCUCUCCCCGGAAGAUUUGCCUCACCAUCCUCAAUAUGACCAUCGUCUGCAUUGGUGCUACUAUGUGCGGUCUGGGUCUCUAUGUCUCCGGCAAAGCAAUCCACGAUGACGCAUCUAGCAACAGCUUCUCCUGCGCAAACAACAUUAACUCAUGA